AUGAAAAUUCACUUCUUGUUUGAUGUUGACCAUUGCUAUAUAAUAGGUGAUACCGCCUGGGUUACUGUUUCAUCAAUUCUCGUAUUGGCCAUGAUGAGUGCUUUGGCUUUCUUUGAAGCAGGUCUGAGUAGAAAGAAAGAAACCUUGACGAUUUUCAGUCAAAUUUGGAUUGGUCUGGCAGUUUUGGCUGUGGCAUGGAUUUUAUUUGGAUACACUCUUGUUUUUGGUCCAACACAAGGUGGUAUUAUUGGUGGUCUUGAUUAUAUUGCAUUCAUUGGAGUUGAUUUGAAUAAGUGUUCACAACAUGCUCUCUCAAUUCCACAUGCAUCUUUUGCAAUUUUCCAAAUGAUGUUUGCUUGCAUUACACCACUUUUGAUGACAGGUGCUUUUGCUGAAAGAUUAAAAUGGAGGGCUUAUAUUGCUUUCAUUCUUAUUUGGGAAUUUUUGGUUUACUACCCAGUUGCUCACAUUAUUUGGGGAGGUGGUUUCUUAUCCCAUAAACCAUUGGAUACUUUAGAUUUUGCUGGUGGUAUUGUCAUUCACGUCCAAUCAGGUAUUGCUGCUUUGGUGUGUGCUCUUGUUUUUGGUAGAAGAAAAGAUUUUGAUGAUCACCACGGUGAACCUCAUCCAUCUAAUCUUCCACUUGCUGCUAUUGGUGCUGCUUUAUUGUGGAUGGGUUGGUUUGGAUUCAAUGCUGGUAGUGCUCUCUCAUCAUCAAGUGUUGCCAUUGCUGCCAUUGUCAAUACCCAAGCUGCUGCUUGUACAUCAACAGUUGUUUGGCUUAUCAUGCACUGGAUCAAGAAUAAGAAGCCAUCCUUGGUCAGUUUGUUAAAUGGUAGUAUUGCUGGUCUUGCUGGUAUUACACCAGCUUCUGGUUAUAUCACUGUUCAUGCUGCUAUGGUUCUUGGUUUGAUUCUUGGUGCUUUCAGUUAUUUGGGUAUUUACUUGUUGAAGCAUAAACUCAGAAUUGAUGAUGCUCUUGAUGUUUCCAGUGUUCACGGUAUUACUGGUCUUAUUGGAAGUAUUGCCAUUGGUUUCUGUGCCACAACCUCAGUCAAUCCAGAUGGAGCUGAUGGUGUUUUCUAUGGUAAUGGAUGGCAAUUAAUGGCUCAAUUGGUUGGUGUUGGUUUGGCCUUCUUCUGGUCGGGACUCAUUACCUUCAUUCUUGCCAUCUCAAUUAGAAUGAUCAAUAGAUACUAUCCACACUUGUUGGUCAAUACUCGUGAAGAGGAAGAACAAGGUUUGGAUGCCUUGGAAUUCAGUGAAGUUUCUGCCUAUGAAGAAACUGUCUCCAGAGCUGCUCUCGAACUCAUGUUAGCUGAUUUGGAAAAGAGAAGACUCUACAACAUGAAGAAGAUGAUUGAUUCUCAACAAGAACAAUUCGUUUUGGAACAAAAGCAACGAAAACAACUUGUAAACAAUAUUAGAGUUGAUAUGGGAAGUCCAACUUCUUCAUUCCACUCAAAUUAUGGAACUAGUAAUUUACACUAA
Naegleria gruberi is the source of this 1491-nucleotide messenger RNA. Its product is annotated as ammonium transporter AmtA. Gene Ontology annotation, biological process: ammonium transmembrane transport. The transcript is spliced from 6 exons. NCBI's taxonomy places the organism in Eukaryota, Heterolobosea, Eutetramitea, Acrasida, Naegleriidae. The record is from RefSeq and is a predicted model, not a curated record. Gene Ontology annotation, cellular component: plasma membrane. The coding region runs from base 1 to 1491 and encodes 496 amino acids. Gene Ontology annotation, molecular function: ammonium channel activity.